AAUUUCCGUUUCCAUACUUCCGGCGCGGCGGAGAUCGAAUCGAGCGCCCGCCACGGCGAUGGCGACUAGAGUCCUGCCGCCGGCUCUGCUCUCUUUCAUACUCCUCCUGCUGCUCUCGCUCUCAGCCCGCGACACCGUCGCCGCGGGCGAGGAUUUCCCACGCGACGGGCGGGUGAUCGACCUCGACGACAGCAAUUUCGAGGCGGCGCUGGGCGCCAUCGACUUUCUCUUCGUCGACUUCUACGCCCCUUGGUGCGGCCACUGCAAGAGACUUGCGCCCGAGUUAGAUGAAGCUGCACCGGUGUUGUCAGGGUUGAGUGAGCCUAUUGUUGUUGCCAAAGUCAACGCUGAUAAAUACAGAAAACUCGGAUCAAAAUAUGGAGUGGAUGGGUUCCCUACCCUCAUGCUCUUUAUCCAUGGUGUUCCAAUUGAAUACACUGGUUCGAGGAAAGCUGACCAGCUUGUCCGCAAUCUGAAGAAGUUCGUUUCGCCAGAUGUUUCUAUCCUUGAGUCAGAUUCUGCGAUAAAGAACUUUGUUGAGAAUGCUGGGAUAAGCUUUCCGAUAUUCCUUGGUUUUGGGGUGAAUGACUCAUUGAUUGCUGAGUAUGGAAGGAAAUACAAGAAAAGAGCCUGGUUUGCUGUUGCUAAAGAUUUCUCUGAGGACAUCAUGGUAGCCUAUGAAUUUGAUAAGGUUCCAGCACUAGUUGCUAUCCAUCCAAAGUAUAAGGAACAGAGUUUGUUCUAUGGCCCAUUUGAAGAAAAUUUCUUAGAAGAUUUUGUACGGCAAUCCCUUCUCCCUUUGGUUGUCCCAAUCAAUACAGAGACACUAAAAAUGCUGAAUGAUGAUCAGAGGAAAGUUGUUCUCACAAUUUUGGAGGAUGAUUCAGAUGAAAACUCUACGCAACUGGUAAAGAUUUUGCGAUCUGCUGCUAAUGCAAACCGUGAUUUGGUGUUUGGAUAUGUUGGAAUCAAGCAAUGGGAUGGGUUUGUGGAGACUUUUGAUGUUUCCAAGAGCUCACAGCUGCCAAAGCUACUUGUGUGGGAUAGAGAUGAGGAGUAUGAGCUAGUGGAUGGUUCAGAGAGAUUAGAAGAAGGUGACCAAGCAUCUCAAAUAAGCCAAUUCCUUGAGGGAUACAGAGCAGGAAGAACAACAAAGAAGAAAAUCACCGGCCCUUCUUUCAUGGGUUUCCUGAACUCUCUGGUCAGCCUGAACUCGCUGUACAUCCUUAUAUUUGUCAUCGCCCUUCUGUUUGUCAUGGUGUACUUUGCUGGGCAAGAUGAUACUCCUCAGCCAAGACGAAUUCACGAAGAGUGAUGAAAGCUUGUUGGGCUUCUUGCACCUAAAGAUGGCUAAUCUACCGGGAGAUUAGCUUUUGUAUUAAUUGUACAAAAGCUUCAACUGACGCAAGUCGUGAAGAGUGGUUUUGGCAAUUUGGCCAUUCAUGCUGAGUUUCUUCAAUCUCUAUUGGCGACAUCAAUUUCUGCAUCCUGCCUAUUUGUGUUUCUGCUUUGUGCCCUUCAAUUUGUUCUUUAAUUUAGAGCUUAGAAAUUAGCCUCUGCCUGUGUAUUCUGGAACCUGCCAUUCCAGAGUCCAUUUCUGUGAAAAUAUAUUUAUUAUUAUCAUACUCUGCUACCGAGCUUUUGUACAAUUAAUACAGGAUAUAUAGACUGUUCUGGUGC
Messenger RNA from Zea mays, 1680 nucleotides. RefSeq names its product protein disulfide isomerase 10. Gene Ontology annotation, biological process: protein folding; response to endoplasmic reticulum stress. The transcript has 5 exons. Gene Ontology annotation, molecular function: protein disulfide isomerase activity. The record is from RefSeq and is marked validated. Bases 59 to 1315 code for a protein of 418 amino acids. Lineage: Eukaryota; Viridiplantae; Streptophyta; Magnoliopsida; Poales; Poaceae. Gene Ontology annotation, cellular component: endoplasmic reticulum.